Messenger RNA from Aspergillus ruber CBS 135680, 1101 nucleotides. RefSeq lists its product as uncharacterized. The coding region runs from base 126 to 914 and encodes 262 amino acids. Lineage: Eukaryota; Fungi; Ascomycota; Eurotiomycetes; Eurotiales; Aspergillaceae. The transcript is spliced from 2 exons. The record is from RefSeq and is a predicted model, not a curated record.
UGUAAAUCCCGGCCGCCCGGCAGAAAAAACCGACGCAAUCCGAGCAUCGAAAACAUACACAGCCAUACAUAGAGAGGAGUCGUCCGUUGUCCUGGUUUAAGCAACCCCCAAUUCACGAAAACAAAAUGCCAGUCGCGAUCCCGCAAUUUCUGCUCCCCAGAGGAGCACCAUCAGCAAGAACCGUCCGCACCCUCCGACACCACCACCGAACCAUCCCAACCGCAUCCUCAUCUCCCCGCACCUUCACCACGUCCCCAAUCUCCCAUUUCCAAGAUAAACAAGACCCCUUCAAGCCACGCAUUCUGGACCAACCCGACAAAUUCCGCCCUCCUUCACAUCCCGCCCGCCGCGUCGUCCAAACCCGCAAUGGCAAAGUCAACGCAGGGCCCGUGAAUUACCCGGGUCCGAAGCCCACUGAAAAGGAGAAAGCGGAGCAGAAGACAAGAGAGUAUCCAAACAUGUUCCCACCAGAGGGCACGGUUAUGUUUAGGUUCUUGACGAGUCGGUGGAUUCAUGUUUGGAUUGCUAUGAGUAUCCUGACAUCCCUCGCAACAUUCACCUUCACCACAAACUUCAAGCGCACCUCUCCCUACACCCACUUGUUACCAUCCUGGUCCAGUCUCCUCUCGCGCCCCUUUGACACAAUCUCGCAAGCCCUCUCCGUCUACCGCAUGGACGUGGAACAUCGGUCCAUGAUGACGCGAGAAAAGCGUCUACAGCGCGUCGAGGACGCGGAGAAGAGAAGGAAGUAUCGCGUUGCGCAUGGGAUGGAGGAGGAUACGCGGAAGGAGGAAAAGAAGGAGGUCGUUGAUGAUCAGUCGCCUAUUGCGCAGGAUGUGGAUGGGAAGGGGGAGGCUUUUGUAGAUUGGGAGGGGAAUCGGAAGCCGGUUAAGAAGUGGUUUGGGAUUUGGUGAUCUUAUUGGGGGUUUGGGGGAUGUAGUGUCUCAUAUCACUUGUGAGUGAGUCGGUCGACUGGGAUACGGGGAUGUGGAUUAAAUGGAGCAGACUUGAACUCUUUUGUACUAUUAUGUAUGUACAUACAGCAUCUAUUAUGGUGACACGAUUGAAUCGCAUCUCUUGAGCAAAACUGGUGCCUCAUAA